AUGACGAGCUCGUAUCUGGAGGCGCUGCUCAUGCUGACCGGUAAUGAAGCGCUCGCCGAUGCGCGCAUGAGGCUCAUUGAUGGCCUGAACUGGGAAGAGCUGGAAAUCGUUGCCGUCGAAGGGAUAACCGGAUGUACCAACCGAAAGGUACGAGAGCGAUUGGUCUGCGCAAUGCUCAACAUUCUCAAAGAGAAUCCGAACGUCGAGCCGUUGACAGUUCCAAAGACUGAAACCAUGACGGCAACAACCACGUCGGUGGCCAAGCGAAAGCGCACCGUCUCCGAUUCGGAUAGCGAGCCGCAGCAAGCUGCUUGGAAGGCAAUCAAGAAUGAGCCGAUUCGUAAAUCAUCAUGCAACACCAUUGAUCUACGUGAAGACGAGGACAAGGCCGAGGACACGAGUGACACGGAUAGGAUGCAGAUGAUUUUACGACAAAACGGCGAUCAUCCACCAAUACUACCGAGGAUUAUCGACCUAGAAGAGCCUGUUAAAGAUGAGGAUGAAAGAAGUUCAGCAGCGCCACCAGUGAUGCUGUUCUCGAACCAAAAUUCUACGACGGAUUUGAACUUCAUCGAAUUUCCUAUCACAUUUCCCGCAGGCUCCCAGGUGGAGACGGUCGAGCGAUCCACGCAAAGUUCAUUGAAGACUACAUUCCGCAUUCGAAAACAGGUCAAAUGUAUCGGACAAUAG
Molecule: messenger RNA, 690 nt
Organism: Alternaria ethzedia
Lineage: Eukaryota; Fungi; Ascomycota; Dothideomycetes; Pleosporales; Pleosporaceae
Exons: 3
Coding region: 1-690 (229 amino acids)
Source: RefSeq, a predicted model, not a curated record